UAUAAUCGAUUAUAUAUUAUAGAGCAGUUAUGUUACAAUCAAGGUACAGUGUGCAAUAUCACUCCAUGAGCUAUUGUCCAUUUUCCUGUUUUAUGAUCUUUUCUUGAGAAAUCGUUUUUUUAUUUUAUUUUUUGUAAUUCCUCACUUUUGCCGACUAACUCCUCCACGUUUAAUAUAUUUCCGUGCAGGUUUUUAAGUUUGUUUUCCUGCAGUUUCGCGGCACCCAUCGUUCUUGCGCACCCCCACACAGAUGGACGAGUUAAGUUAGAAGUGGAUGGGAGUAGCGGCAGGACAGAUAUUCCGAGGGCACCCAUUGAACGAUCAUUCCACCUUGGCAGUGACUCUGAACCCAUCAGACGCCCAUUGCAAACAGCAAGCCGUCCAGCACUGCGAUGCCGAAGUAGCUUCUUGGUUUUGUCAUGGGAGGAGCAGCGUGCCAUUGGUUAGUUGCAGGGUCAUAAACCUCCAUACUCCACACUGGAUGAGCCCCGUUGGUACCGCCCACCUGGGAGACACCAAUGGUAAGUGAUCACUCAGGUACCAAACGGAUAAGUAAAUAUCAGCUUUCUCAAAGUCAGGAACUCUUAAGGAAUUAUCGCCCUAUAAUAGCAGGCUGCACAGAACCUCCCAUUGUCUAUAUAGGACACAAGCUUAUAACUAAUUUGUGUUCAACAUACAUGUCAACAUAACUGCAGUGAAAAAAGGGGAUUUGGGCAACAGAAAAUCUGUACAAUUCAGUGAAAACUGUCAUCCAUCAAAAAAAGAUAUGAGAUAUAAAAAAAAUCAUAUAUUUUGCUUUUAUUAUUAUUUUUAUUAGCACUAAAAAUAAUACUUGUAGUCAGACCCUGGAAAAAACAACAACCAGAGCAAUUAUGUGUGGAACUACAGAAUAUAACUGUAAUCAAAAAUCUAAGCUUUACUACCCAAGAAUAUUCGUUUAUAACCCUGAUAUGCAGGGAGCAUACAGUAUGUGUAUUGAGAUGGGCCUUCCCAGCAGGUGAUUUUAUCCACUGAAUUCUUUUGUUUGAUUUAAGCGCAUUACAAUCUGUGACACAGCAGCAGUGACAAAAAAUAUGAGUCUCAGAUAAAUCUUGAGAUUUGACUCCUUUGUUUCAGAGUACAAGAAAGGAAUCACUCACCACAUAGAUCUUUCCCUGAUAUGCCGCUACUCCAAGGCCAUGUCGGCGAGUGCUCAUUGGGGUGAUCAAGGUCCAUUCGCCCUGUGUGUGGGGAGCCACAGCCCCAUCCCUCAGGACAUGAAGCAGACACGGAGGAGGCCCGGAACCCAGACCGCCAGAGGCCCCCCAGGGCAUGGGAGCCCCCGGAGGACCACCGCAGGGAGAAUAGCAGCCCCUCACCCAGAAAAGGGCAGAGGAGAGCUCCGGAGGGAGGCCAUCCGGCAGCCACCGUGCAGGAGCCCCAGGGGGCCGUGGCGGCGAGCCCGCAGGCUCCACUGGCGGCCGGCCCCACCACGGCAAACCAGGCCCUGGGCCCAGAGAUCCAAGGGCCCCCCUACCCCCCAGCAAGGGCCCGACAGAGCCAGGAGGGCCAAAUCCCGCCAGGCAACCGCCGAGGGCGAGCCAGCACCCACCCGAGCACCCAGCCCCGGACAUCGAGAACCACCAACGCACCAGCGGCCGGGGGCCCCAUCCACCGGCAGGGAGUGUGGCGGGGGGGAAUAGAGCCCGAGAUGUUAUUUCGGGUGGAGUCUAGGACCCAACCUGACACAUGCGUAUAGACAAACAGGCACACACAUACACAAGCAUACGUUCCCACCCUCAUGCACACAUAAACAAAUAUUUACACAUUCACCCAACAUAGAGAUACACAGAAAUGAACGCUGUACACAUACUCUCACUCCCCAUAUAUACUCUAUGUGGACCCCAUUUUUGUCCUCUGGCGAGGAGACCAGAAGACCACCCCAGACCCCGCAGCAGCCGAGAAGCGCACCAGCCCAGACCCCGACCAGACGGCCAGAUCAGUGGCCUUUCAAAGUCAGAUUGUGGACUUUUAUCGUCGAGAUCAUAUAUGAUCUUCAAUACAUCACUGAUAAUUGGCCUGCACGCCGCAUUGGCCUUCACCAGAUCGUUAGCUUUGACGAUCUUCAUAAAGUACGCCGGAUCCAUACGAGCCAUGCGAACCUACACAGGAAACAAGAAUGAGAGAAUUUCCAUGAGUUCCUUUGUGCUUUCUGUGAAUCUCUGGAGAUGAGCAAUUUCUAACAUUAAGAAUACAGCAGUAAGUGCAAAUUUUAAUUUCUUUAGCUGAAGCCAUUUACAUAGAAAGUCUCAGAUGUGUCAGCUAACACUUGUUUAAUGUAAGAUAUUUGAGUGUGUUGUUUUCCAUUAUUUGUUACACUCUCCUCCCAGGUGUAAUACCUGGAAGCCUUGGUUGUAGACUUAUCGGACAUGGAAAUGGAGGUUCGGUCUCUAGCUACAGUAAUAAGGACUUCACUCAAUGAGCAUUCUAUUGUUAUAUACACAAGUCAAUGCGAACAUAGUAUAACUAUACUCACCUUGGGCAACAGAACUGAAAUGUGGGCCUCUCGGGUGGCAGGCUCGUGCUCGAUCCACUGGAGGAUGGCCUCAAACACCGCAUCUUCCUGUUUCACAUUCAGCUCAUCCUUCUCAAUAAUGUCGCAAAGUUCU
Molecule: messenger RNA, 2648 nt
Organism: Brienomyrus brachyistius
Lineage: Eukaryota; Metazoa; Chordata; Actinopteri; Osteoglossiformes; Mormyridae
Product: basic proline-rich protein-like
Exons: 3
Coding region: 1179-1682 (167 amino acids)
Source: RefSeq, a predicted model, not a curated record